CUCAAUAUGGAUAAUUUCCAUAGCAUUAGCUUUACCGCUACUGAUCACUUCUGAUCUGAAUACGGUAUUCGAAGAUGAGGAAUGCGGCAUGUCAUUGAAGAUAUGCCACGAAAAAAACGAAAUUUGGAGCCGAAUGCCAAUAAGUAAACGUUCAUAUACGUUAGCGGUUUUAAUAACACAGUAUGCGCUUCCUCUAAUAUCCAUUGUUUUCGCGUAUAGUACAAUUGCCUUACGGAUGCAGCUGAGGAUAAAUAGUCGAUUGCCCUCUUCUACCUCCAAUGCAAACGCUCUCAACGACGAGAGGCGAAAAUCGGCGGCAGGACGACAGCGCCGUACGCACUUACUGUUGAUGUGCGUUGUGAUUGUAUUUGCGGCAGCCUGGCUUCCGCUAAACGUCUUUCACGUCCUCAACACAUUUGGCAUCGUGACCUUUUCCGUGCCCCUCUUUGCAAUCUGUCAUUUGAUUGCAAUGGGCUCCGCAUGCCUCAAUCCCGUCUCAUACGCAUUCUUCAAUCACAACUUCCGUCAGCAAUUCGUUAUGUUCCACGACGCAGCAAUAAGACGCAACAGUGAUCGAAUGCGUUGUUACACAGAGCUCCCGAACCUGGACCCGCACCGUCAACUGAAAUUUAAGCCUCAUUCUCGCGGCGAUUCCUCAGCCAAGACUCAGAUCACUUGAGU
Messenger RNA from Gongylonema pulchrum, 681 nucleotides. NCBI's taxonomy places the organism in Eukaryota, Metazoa, Nematoda, Chromadorea, Rhabditida, Gongylonematidae. The record is from the annotation of a GenBank genome assembly.